Messenger RNA from Pseudophryne corroboree (corroboree frog), 3254 nucleotides. RefSeq names its product E3 ubiquitin/ISG15 ligase TRIM25-like. The coding region runs from base 1 to 1788 and encodes 595 amino acids. Gene Ontology annotation, molecular function: zinc ion binding; protein binding. The transcript has a single exon. The record is from RefSeq and is a predicted model, not a curated record. NCBI's taxonomy places the organism in Eukaryota, Metazoa, Chordata, Amphibia, Anura, Myobatrachidae.
AUGGCGUCUGCUGAUCUGAGACAGGAGCUGGACUGUUCCAUCUGCCUGAGCAUUUAUACAGACCCUGUAACCUUGAGAUGUGGCCACAACUUCUGCCGGAGCUGUAUAGAUUGUGUGCUGGAUGCACAGGUGGGGUCUGGAGUGUAUCGCUGUCCUGAAUGCAGAGCAGAGAGUCAGGAGCGUCCUGCUCUGGAGAAAAACAGGAAGCUCUGCAACAUAGCAGAACAUGUCCGCUGUAUUCCAGAGAAGGGAAGGGAAGAAGUGUUCUGCACUUACUGUCUCCUAUCUCCAGUGCCUGCUCUUAAAUCCUGCCUAAAUUGUGAAGCUUCUCUCUGUGAUAUACAUUGGAAGACGCACAGCAAAUCAGCAGAACAUGUCUUUAUUGAUCCCAUCACUUUCCUAGAGAACAGGAAAUGCUCCGUCCAUAAGAAGGUCCUGGAGUAUUACUGCACAGAGGACUCUGUCUGUAUCUGUGUGUUCUGCUAUCUGAUCGGGGAACACAGAGGACAUCAGAUGGUGUCACUGGAUGAGGCCUCAGACAAGAAGAAGCAGAAGCUGGGAAAUGUUCUGCAGAACUUGACUGUAAAGAAAGUGGAGACUGAGAAAAGAGCCCAGAGUCUGCAGGAGCGCAGGAGAGAAGAUCAGAGAAAAGCAGCGGAUAUAACAGAGACAGUCAAUGCCCUGUUUGGAGAUAUUAGAAGACAGCUGGAGGACCUGGAGAAGAGAGUGCAAUGUAAGAUCUCCAGAUGGGAGGAGCGCAUUUCACUCUCAGUCUCUGAUCUGAUUCAGCAGCUGGAAAUAAAGAAGGACGAGCUGUCCAGGAAGAUGCGUCACAUUGAGGAGCUGUGUAAAAUGUCUGAUCCAUGGACUGUCUUACAGGACCCAGACACAGGUGACUUUUGUGAUACUGAGGAGCUGUGUAACAUGUCUGACCCAGUGACUGUCUUACAGGAACCAGACACAGGAGACUUGUGUGAUACUGAGGAGCUGUGUAACAUGUCUGAUCCAUGGACUGUCUUACAGGACCCAGACACAGGUGACUUGUGUGAUACUGAGGAGCUGUGUAACAUGUCUGAUCCAGUGACUGUCUUACAGGAACCAGACACAGGAGACUUGUGUGAUACUCAGGACACAGAAAGACAUGAUAACCAGGUCCGUGGUGCAGGAGAUCUGGAUGUGGGUCUCAUCUCAGGGACAUUACACACAUUAUCUGAUAUAAUAACAGGUAUAAAUACAGGGAUCUAUGUGCAGCAACCUACAGACAUAUUACUGGAUGUAACCACAGCUGCUAAUGAUAUACAAAUAUCAGAUGACCUGAAAACGACAUCCUGGUCACAUAUAUACCAGAAUCACCCAGUAACACCAGAGAGAUUUCAGUUUAAUCAGGUAAUUAGCACCAGGGGAUUCUCCUCAGGGCAACAUUACUGGGAAGUGGAUGUCAGUAAAUCCGGGAGCUGGAGGGUGGGGAUGUGUUAUUCCAGCAUAGACAGGAGUGGAUAUAAGUCACGUAUUGGUGAUAAUGACAAGUCCUGGUGUUUGUGUAUGAGGUAUAAUAAUCAGUACUCGGUGAUACAUGGCUGUAGAGAGAUCUGGUUACCUGGCAAUGUCCCCUGUGACAGAGUGAGGGUAUAUCUGGAUUAUGAGGCAGGACAGCUGUCCUUUUAUUCUCUGUGUGACCCCAUCAGACACUUACACACCUACACUGCCGCCCUCACUGAGCCCCUCCAUGCUGCAUUAUGGGUAUGGAGAUGUUGUAUAAAGAUAUCUGGGGAGUCAGGAGAUGGCUGACGCAAUCAAAAGAAAUCUGCCCAGAAACAGGUGACAUCACUGGGAAUCUGUCUGAUUGGCGAAACACUUUUCCAAUAUAAUUAAGCAGUGGGUGGAGCUAUAGCUACACCCCUCAUGUAUUGUGUAAUCAGAGGGCAUAUUAGGGAUGUCCAUCAAAGGGUUCAUGGAUGGUCUCCAUUAAUGGUGCCAUCAGUGAUUUGCAUUGAUGGCAGAAAACCAUCAAAGGAUCCUUUUGAAUCAUCGAUGAGCAUCCCAGCUGUGGGUGAUGGGAAGGUAGUGUUCCAACCAGGGAAGGAGGCAGCUAAAAAGCACAACAGGUGUAGGGGGGGAAUAAGUGCCCUGCGUUGGGAAAGAGAUUACAUGGCAUCACCGCCAUCACUGGCAGACAACCACCAAACAUCUGCCAUUGAUGGCAAACCAGCUAUCAUCAAAUGACCAUCCCUAGUACUAAGUAGCUAUCUUUUGGUAGGGUUAAAAUCACCACACAUCGGGCCUAAUUCAGAGAUUUGUGCAAACUUGAUGGUUUACGUACAUCUCCGAUGGUGUGAUAUAUCAUGCGCAGAUGCAGAUCUCAUUAUUGGAUGUACAGACCUUUUACAAUCUCCCUUGAUGCACUUAAUGAGGCGAUAGAACUCAACAGUGACAUAUAGGCAAUAUGAGAUAGGGGACUUGAUGGGGAUUUAGGAACUGUGUGGUUCCAUCAUUCCCACCCUUUUUUCAUGCUCCCUAAAUGUUUUCCUUUAAAAUGCAUAAACCCUUGGUGUAUAUGUAGUCCUCUGCUCUAACCCCCCCCCCCCCCCCCUCGCCUUUUCCAGUCGAAUUCGGGUCAGGAUUUUUGCCUUAUUUACUAUUUACAUUGUUUAUAAUUACCCCAGUACUAUCGGGGAUAUCUUUGCAGAGGAUUAUAGAUGUGUGCCUAUGUACUCAUAUUAUUGAUGGGGGGAUGGGAUUGAAAUGCCAGCUGAUGGAUGCCGGCAGUGAGAAUACUGACCGCGGCAUCCCGAUGAUCAGAAUCCCGACAGAGGAAGGUAAGUAUACUUACCUUCCCCCAAUGGCCCCUUGACCCUAACCCUACCUCCCCGCAGCCUAACCCCUCCUAACCAUCACGAUGGUGCCUAAACCAAACCUUCCCCCUCUCUGCAGCCUAACCGUAACCUUCGCCAGGGGUGCCUGAACCUUAUUCCCCCUCCCCGCAGCCUAACCUUAACCCUCAACCUGCAGCCUAACCAUAACCUCCCCUUCCCCCUAUCCGCAACUUAACUCUCCGGCAGUGUAUCGAUCGGGAUUCUGAGUGUCUGAAUGCCAGCGUUGGUAUUUUGACAGCCAGGAUCCCGACCGCUGGUAAAGUGACCGGAUCCCCUUGUGGAUAUUUGUAAGUGUUUUGAUUUGUGUAAUGUGAACAUGGGAAAAUAUAGAUAAAUUCAGUGAUGCUAGAUUUAUAUUGUGAUUGUGAAUCAUAUACUAUC